AGACACUUGAAUAUAUAUAUCAGUUAUGAUAAGAUUCUGAAGUAAAAAUUAUUAUAUGUGAACGUGCAUACAUGUAAAAUACAUAAUGUAUAUAUAACCAACGUAUUAUUCGAAUGAGUUUCUUAUUGUAAAUAAGUGUGAUUAAGCCACAGUAUACUUACCUACGUAUAGGAAAUACAAUCGGAGGAAUCGUUGUUUCAAGACCGUGUGAACUUAUUGUGAACUUAUUGUUUAUUUUUCUUUCUUUAUUCCUCUACAUCGUAUCGUAUUUGUUUAAAAGUUAAAAAGAAAAAAGAGAUCAUGAAAUCAUCAAUCGUUACUAUAGUAACAUAUUUGUCGAUUCUCAAUGUAGGACUUAUUGACAGUGCAAGAAUUUUGAUUAUCAUUUCAGUUCCUUCUUAUAGUCAUCAAAUUGCCUACCAAUCUAUUUGGAAAACUUUGAGCUUACGAGGUCAUCAAAUUACCUUGGUAACUAGCGAUCCAAUCCCCGACAAAAACUUAACAAAUUUCAGGCAAAUUGACAUUAGUAACAAUUAUAAGUAUAUACGAAGUAUUAACUUCCUAGAAACAAAAGGCAAAUACUCGUGGCAGGCUAUCUUGAACAAAUAUUUUUAUGAAAUUUCAAGUAUUUUAGCCGAAAACAUUUUCGAUCAUCCUGAUUUCAAGAAAAUCUACGAACCUAAUAGCGGGGAAAAAUUCGAUCUUGUGAUAACAGAAGCCAUUAUAACGCCAUCCGUUUAUGUCUUUGCACACAGAUUUAAAGCUCCUUUGAUAGGUACAUAUUCAUUAGGCCUUUUACAAAUGUCUCAUUUUGCCUUUGGUAAUCCAUUAUUACCAUCGCAUCCUUCAACUUGGGAGAUUGAUGUCACUGGUUCGAAUGUACCUUUUUGGACAAGAGUACAAAAUUACGUUAUAACGUUAUGGCACAUAAAAGUAGAUUGUUAUAACAUAUUCUAUAAACCUCAACAAGAAAUUGCAGAAAAGUAUCUAGAUAAUAUACCUUCUCUUAAAGAUUUAGAAAAGAAUAUGAGUAUCGUACUUGUUAAUCAGCAAGAAGAAAUUUCGUUUAACAGACCUAACGUUCCCAAUAUUAUACAUUUUGGUGGUUUACAUAUAAGAAAUAAAUUGAAUCCUUUGCCGAAGGCAUUACAAGAAUUCGUAGAUAAUGCAUCGAAUGGUUUCAUUUAUGUUAGUCUUGGAACAAACGUACAUCCAUCAAUGUUCUCAGAUAAGUUGAAAAAUAUAUUUUUCGAUACUCUAUCGAAUUUAUCGGUAAAGGUUGUGUGGAAAUUCACGGAAAAUUUUUCAACUAUACCUAACAACAUGCAUGUCGCAGGAUGGUUUCCACAACAGGAGAUUUUAGCACAUCCGAACUUGAAGCUGUUCGUUUAUCAAGGUGGACUUCAAAGUACGGAAGAAGCUGUAUAUUCUGGUGUACCUCUUGUUGGAAUACCAAUAUUAGCUGAUCAAGACAUGCAGGUUAAUAAGAUGGUGAGUUUAGGGGUGUGCAAGAAAAUCGAUAUUUUAGGAAUUACGAAAGAAGUUUUAAACGAAGCGAUUAUAGAAGUUUUAAAUAACAAAAGUUAUAAAGAAAAUAUGUUGAACCUUAAGAAACUCAUCAAAGAUAAACCAGUUGAUAUGAUGGACAAGGUCAUUUGGUGGAUAGAAUAUGUUAUUCGCCAUAAAGGUGCGCCUCAUCUGCGCUCUAGCAUCGUGGACGAACCUUGGUAUCAAAGAUACAAUACCGACGUCAUCGCCUUUUUAGCCGUUGCAUUGUUUAACAUCGCUCUCCUUAGUUUAUAUAUCGUUUAUAAAAUACUAGUACUUAUUAUAAAAUAUUACGCAACAUCGGUGAUAGAUGAAAAGAAGAAAAUUAGUUAAAUGAAUAUAUAUAAAAAAGUAAAAUAAGAUUUUAAACUG
This is a messenger RNA of Vespa velutina, 1920 nucleotides long. RefSeq names its product UDP-glycosyltransferase UGT4-like. Bases 301 to 1881 code for a protein of 526 amino acids. The record is from RefSeq and is a predicted model, not a curated record. Lineage: Eukaryota; Metazoa; Arthropoda; Insecta; Hymenoptera; Vespidae. The transcript is spliced from 5 exons. Gene Ontology annotation, molecular function: UDP-glycosyltransferase activity.